AUGUCCACCACAGAUAUAAUUACAAAUAAUUAUGAUUAUGAUUGUGAUCAUGAUGAUAAUAAUGGUAUUGGUCAUGGUGACACAGACUUAUUUUAUAUGCAAUUUUGAUAUUUUUAGUGCCUGGCAGCUUCUGCACUUCUACCUUUAACUGUGGGUUCUCAGCUGGAGAUUUUGUGGAUAUCACUCCAACUAGACGCACAAAAACCGACAAGGUGGUUGACAGAGACGCUGACGAUGAUGACAAUGAAAAUGAGGUUGAUGGAGACGGGAAAGAGAAGUCGCCAGAACUGUUUAGCUGUCCCACUGAGGGGUGUAUCAAGAAUUACCAUCGAUAUUCAUCCCUUGAAAGCCAUUUGGAAUACGGAGUAUGCAAGCUGCAGCUGGAAAGACAAAGCCUUCUCGACAAGGCCAAGGCUGUGUAUGUGGAAAAACUAUUGCACAGAGCUGGAGAACAGCCUGUGAUGAAAAGUUCUGAUACUCUUCUUGACAACCGAAAUGACAUGCUGCCUCAGGGGUGGGCACUAAGAACCACUAAAUCUAGCAAGCCCUUUAACAAGAGGCAGAAAUCCUACCUUAAUGAGAAGUUUAACAUUGGCAAUGAGACGGGGCACAAACUUGAUCCCGUGACAGUGAGUCAAGACAUGCGUUUUGCCAAAGAUCAAGACGGAAAUAGGCGUUUUACCUUGAAUGAGUUCCUGACCCCCCACCCCCCCCAGCAGAUACAAUCAUAUUUCUCUCGAAAGGCGUCAAAGCAAAAAAAGGGGCAAGUACAGCCAGUGGACAGACCUGAAGACAGAGUUGCAGCCGAAGACCAGGAGGCCUACUCUAAUACACGAUGUACCAUUGUUAAGGAGUGCCAGCUGAUACACCCAAUAGUGUACGAUUCGUAUAACCUCUGUAAUUUGGUUGCUAAAAAAAGCUUAAAGAAAUUCAGUGCCUCCCUCCUCCGUGUAAUCUGUGAGCAUUUCCAUAUCGAUGUUUCUGUAAUAACUGCCCACUUACAAGCUCCUUAUAUAGCUUUGAUUAACGAUAUAGUUCAAUCGUGCAGUUGUUCAAGCUAA
Messenger RNA from Paramuricea clavata, 1061 nucleotides. The record is from the annotation of a GenBank genome assembly. NCBI's taxonomy places the organism in Eukaryota, Metazoa, Cnidaria, Anthozoa, Malacalcyonacea, Plexauridae.